UACGCUGUCCCGGCCACUGCUCUUCGCCAGUUUCGGAGAGAGUUUGUAUUUGAUUUUGAGUGCUUGAAGUAGGUGAACUGGCAGUCUCCCCGUAGUGAACGUCUUUGGUUGCUGUUGGAAAGGAGUGGGUGGAAGUUUGCCACAAUGUCUUCAGCGGCAGUUCAAUCAGCGCGGAAGUCUGUGGAGCAGCUUCGCAGCGAAGCGGGAAUCUCAAGAAUGAAAGUCUCGCAAGCUGCUCAAGACUUGGUAGGAUAUUGCACAACGCACCAGGUGAAUGACCCGUUGCUUGUUGGAAUUCCUAACAACGAGAACCCCUUCAAGGAGAAGGUCAACUGUCUAAUUCUCUGAUAUCUCCAUCUUUCACUUUGCUGCCUGGUAAGGCGUUCACAUCUGGUUCGUUCACUCUCUUCUGUUGCUGCCUUCUCGCAGUUCAGUGUCUUACCGCUUGCUUCUCUCUAUUCUGCUGCCUUUGCUUCACUCUGCAAUGCCCUGCAUGAUCUUUUCUUCUGCUCACUGGCUAUUAGGCAUGCUUGCAUUCAUGACUUUGAAAACAUUCCGUCACCAGCAUGCAACACAUUCCAGUAGUCGUCAAUACUGUAGCUGAUUCCAGAGUCUGGGACUGGAGACCUCUUGUCAUCUAUUUCACUUUAUUCUGUUGUUUCGUCUCUCUUUCUUACGACAGCACGCUUUUGCCAGCUGUUAUGGGUGGGCCCUCUUCUCUUUUAGUGUGCUGACUUCCUUCUGCUGCCCUCCUGGCAGUUAAAGUACCAUACUUGUAAUCAUAUGCGUCCACCGCAA
Messenger RNA from Sycon ciliatum, 798 nucleotides. RefSeq names its product guanine nucleotide-binding protein G(I)/G(S)/G(O) subunit gamma-7-like. Gene Ontology annotation, biological process: G protein-coupled receptor signaling pathway. Gene Ontology annotation, molecular function: G-protein beta-subunit binding. Lineage: Eukaryota; Metazoa; Porifera; Calcarea; Leucosolenida; Sycettidae. Gene Ontology annotation, cellular component: heterotrimeric G-protein complex. Bases 145 to 348 code for a protein of 67 amino acids. The record is from RefSeq and is a predicted model, not a curated record. The transcript has 2 exons.